UUGCGGGUCGCCAUGGCGACGGGGUGAGGCGCGCCGGGCGCCAUCUUGCUGCGAGCGCCGGGGAACGCCGCUCGCCGCCGGCCCCGCCGCGCCCUGCGGACAGCCCGGCUGCGGGACGGAGGAUGCGGGCGGGCCGAGCCGCUGCCGCAGCGUCGCGCCGUCCCCGGGGGGCGGGUGCUGGCCGGCCCCGGCGGGCAGGGCGGCCCCGCCGAGGAUGAGCGCGGGCUGCGGGCGGGAACCCCCGCGGAAGAAAGCCCGGCCCGGCCCCGGCGGCCCCGGCUCCCAGGGAGAGCGGCAGGAGGGGCCCGGCGGCAGCAGCUCCGCCACCGCCGUGGGGAAUAAAGUUUGUAAACAGCGGACAAUUACCAGUUGGUUGGAGAAAAAAGGACCCAAGACAACGGAGUCCGAAAGCUUGCACAGCAAAAUUAAUAACAAUACUGAAGCACAUCCUAAGAUGACUUCCAUUAAAAAAGAGAACUUUUGUGAGCAUGAUGUGAAAAAGCUAGAGAAUACUUGUCAGCAAAAUAAUACAAAAAUAUCUGUGGAAGUUGGUGCAAAGCAAGUAAAUUUGCCUCAGACAGGCAGCAUGUGUAACUGGGAGGCUGAGGAAAAAGAUGCAGUCUUAGAUACAGAUCCUGUGAAGGGGCUGCAGUCUGCAGACUUCUUUAAAAAUGCCAACAUUGAUCAGAUGCACAAAACUGGCAAGCAGAGAGGCUGUGAAGAAAGCAGUGCCACUUGGACUCAGAGGAAGUUAUCAGCAGGCCGGGCUUCAAAACCAGGAAAUUCAAAACCUUCAAAAGACAGCGAGACAGAUGGACAGGUGGCUUCAUGCAAUUCACAGAAGCUGAAGAGUUGCAAUUCUGUCUGUUUAACGGGUGAGCAAGAGGAAGGGGAUGUAGUUCCAGAAAGUCCACUUUCAGAUGCUGGUUGUGAUGCCUGUAUAUCUGAUCUUGGAGGUCCUGGGAAACUGAGCAAAUGUCAGAGCAGUUCAGGGGACUCACCUGCUUUUGAGAAAGAAAGUGAACCAGAGUCACCGAUGGAUGUGGAUAAUUCUAAAAAUAGCUGCCAUGGGUCAGAGGCUGAUGAAGAAACAAGUCCAUUUCUGGAUGAACGAGAGGAGAUUAAUAUGUCAAAACCCAUAAACAAAUGUUUUAGAAUUCAAUAUGGGGAUGCUGAAUUGGAGUCAAGGAAAUCACGUUUUUCUGCCAAGGGCUGUGAAAGCUUUGAGGAAGUAGAUAAUUCUGUUAAAGAGGACACUCUGCAUACAAAGGCGCCUGGGAUCUCUCCUGCUCCAGCAUCAGAAUGCAAAGGUGCAAAACAGGGUGUGAAGAGAGACUCCAAAAUCACUUCUCACUUCAUGAGGAUACCUAAAGUUGAGGAGAAAAGCAGGAAAGAAAAGUGUGAAUUCAAACCCCAGAGGCCAGGAAGGAAGGUUGCUAAAUAUACACCCCCUCCUCUGCCAAGCAACAAGAAGUGGUUUGGAACCCCGAUUGAAGAGAUGAGAAGGAUGCCGGCGUGUGGGGCCCGUCUGCCUCACCUGCGGCCCUCGGCCAGCCACACCGUCACUGUCAGGGUAGAUCUCCUGAGGGAAGGAGAGGUACCUAAACCUUUUCCAACUCACUACAAAGAUUUGUGGGACAACAAGCAUGUUAAAAUGCCCUGCUCAGAACAAAAUUUAUACCCUGUAGAGGAUGAGAAUGGAGAUAGAACUGCUGGAAGUCGAUGGGAACUAAUCCAAACUGCCUUACUUAACAAAUUUACCUGCUCACAUGAUUUGAAGGAGGCCAUAUUGAGGUACAAUGUUGCUUAUUCCAAGAAAUGGGACUUCACAGCUCUUACUGACUUCUGUGAGAAGGUUCUUGAAGAUGCAGAGGCUCAACAUCUGUUCCAGUCCAUUCUUCCUGAUAUGGUCAAGCUGGCACUCUGUCUCCCUAAUAUCUGCACCCAGCCAAUACCUCUGCUGAAACAAAAGAUGAAUCACUCCAUCACAAUGUCACAGGAGCAGAUCUCCAGCUUCCUGGCCAAUGCUUUCUUCUGUACUUUUCCACGUCGCAAUGCCAAGAUGAAGUCUGAGUAUUCCAGUUAUCCAGACAUUAACUUCAACAGAUGUAGUGGAUGUGCUCUGACAGCUGAGAUGAAAUACAAAACCAGUGUUGCCUGGGAUCCAGCACACUUGGCUGCUGCCUUUAAGGACUGUCACAGGUUGUUUGAAGGGAGGUCACCAAGAAAGCCUGAGAAACUUAAGACCCUUUUCUGCUAUUUUAGAAGAGUCACAGAAAAAAAACCUACGGGAUUGGUGACGUUCACAAGGCAGUGUCUCCAGGAGUUUCCAGACUGGGAGAGAUCUCAGAAAAAAUUAUCUAGAUUGCAUGUCACCUCUGAAGGCACCAUUGAAAGCAAUGGACAAGGUAUGCUACAGGUUGAUUUUGCAAACCGUUUUGUUGGAGGUGGUGUGACCGGGGCAGGACUAGUACAAGAAGAAAUUCGGUUUUUAAUCAAUCCAGAACUGAUUGUAUCAAGGCUCAUCACUGAAGUCUUGGAUCACAAUGAAUGUCUUAUCAUCACAGGUACUGAGCAGUACAGUGAGUACACAGGCUAUGCAGAGACUUACCGCUGGGCAAGGAGCCAUGAAGAUAAGACCCCUAGGGAUGAAUGGCAACGACGCCACACUGAAAUUGUUGCUAUAGAUGCAUUUCACUUCAGACGUUUCCUUGAUCAGUUUGGUCCAGAGAAAAUUAGAAGAGAGCUCAACAAGGCCUACUGUGGCUUCUCUCGACCCAACGUUGCUCCUCAACACCUCUCUGCAAUAGCCACAGGAAACUGGGGAUGUGGUGCCUUUGGAGGGGACUCCCGAUUAAAAGCCUUAAUUCAGAUAUUGGCAGCUGCUGAGGCUGGACGUGAUAUUGUGUAUUUUACUUUUGGAGAUGUGGAGCUGAUGCGGGACAUUUACAGCAUGCAUACUUUUCUCUGUGAGAAGGGCCAAACUAUUGGGGACAUUUAUAGGCUGUUGCUGAGAUACUACAAUGAACAAUGCAGAAACUGUUCUACUUCAGGACCAGAUGUCAAGCUGUACUCUUUCAUAUACAACACUCUAGAGUCCUAUGCACAUUCUACUGAUGAUGAUGAGGAGGAUGAAGAAAAAGGGUUGUGUUUUGAAGAUUAAAAUAAAUGUAUUUGAUCAGAACAAUGUUUCUCUCCUCCCACUGGUAUAUUGUGUGAAUUGCUGGACAUAAUGAAUGAGCUGGCUUAAUUUAUAUUGAUUGCAUUGGUAGUUAUGUAAAACACCCAAACAAAAAGCCCCACAAACAUCUUUGAGAGACGACAUUUAUUUGUUUUGAUGUUUUGAUACAUGAAAACCUUGUUCAUGUGUGUACAGAAAAAAAUUCUUUGGUAAGUCUGGUUGUGUUAUACCUUGUUAAGUAGAAUAUUUUGGUAUACAUGUACAUUUCACUCGAGAUGGCUAAAUAUCUUCAGAUUUCCCCAUACUCCUUUGCCUUUAUUUUUCAGAGCCCUUAUGUAGAUUUCUCAUGGAGGCUUACAGCUGGAGUACAGACAGCCAUGUAACUCCUCGGAUGAUGUUAGAGAGAAGCAUUUUAAUGGUUGUUCUUACUGAAAAUUGUCACAAUCCUUAAGAGUGCCAAGGUACCAUCAGUGUUCUUACCAAAGUUUUCAUUCUUUUAACUUAAAAUGUCCUAGGUCUAAUUAAUUUUUUAAAAAAUUAUUAAAAAUUGAAAAGUUCUAGGCGAGUCAAUGCAUUUCACAACUGCAUGGUCUUUACCAAAUUAGACAUAAAAGUUAGCAUGAAGAAGUAGAGAAAGAACAACAAGAGUGGAAGAAUGAAAAAUGUGACCAAAGCUGGAAGCAGAGGAAAAGAUUUUCACAUGAAGCUCUUCAAUACCAUUUUGUUGGUGCUAUCUGUUACCACAUUGAACAAGGUCUUAGUCUAUUGGAAGUUUCUCAAGGUUCACUGCUGCUGGCAUUAUUUGAGUUAAGGUCUGCUAGUUGUGUUCAUGUUGUCAUAUCAGUUGUCCCUUCUCUCAGUAUGCAUAUAUGUGAGUAUAAGAUCCCCAUGGGAUAUGUGAGUGAGGAAACAAAUCACAUAUCAGUGGGAGGAAAGUCUGCAGGCUACAGAUAAGAGCAUGAGGUCUUGUUAGGGAUUUCUGCCUGUGUCAUUUUAGACAUGGGAAUAACAGUGAAGUGUUGACAAAACAUUUUAAAACUUGUGCUUUUACUAUGUGUGAAUACGAAAUUAGUGUUGCUGUAGUACAUUAAUAGUUUACAAAAACUGCAGAUAUAUCUGUGAUAAAACUUUUUCAGGUCUAUGUACAGGGCAGAUCCAGUGAGACUUUUGUCUAUUCGUAUUUAAGCCCAGUUUAAGUUUCAGCCCAGAUUCCUAAGUUUAACCUGUUCUGUGUUAGAUUUUUGUCUCUCAUAGUUGCUAUUACGAGUUAGCAAUACAAGUAAAAUAUGCAGCAGGAAAUGUAGUGACCUAAGUUUCUUAAUCAAUGAAUCCUUUUGAGUUAUGUCAGAUAAAACUCUCCAAGCCUCAAACACACCAUGGUAAUUAAAUGCUGGAAGCUGUUAGCAGUCUGGCUUAGAAUAAAUCACUCACUGCCUGAUCUGCUCUGGGGGAAGCAAUGGGAAGGAGUCUGGGUAGUUUAUAAAUACCUUCAGGGAGCUGUACCUUGGCAUGAAUUCUGAGUGGGCAGCUUGCAGGUGUGUUACUUGGGAAAUGAUGGACACACAGGUUUCUUCCUGUUCUUCCCACCAGGUGUAGUUUUCUCCACCCCCACCCAUUUUGAGGAAAAGAUUUUGGCUAGAAUUUCAGGCUUUUUUCUGUGUUUGCAGCCUAUGUCCUCAGAUUUAGCAGAAAUCUUUUCUCCUGCUCCUGGUGUUUCAGUGUUGGCUCAGAUUCUGGCAAUAGGAAUAACUUUUAUUAGCUCUUAUUUGGGCAUUUAGGUUCAAGUAUGAUAGUGCUUCUAGAUGCAUUGCUGAUGAUAGGUGCACCCUGGGAAUUAUGACAAGUGAUGGAAAACUGGUGCUAUUAUUAGCCAAACCUUUUUCACCUUACUACUCAGGAUCUCAUAUAGAAGAGAUGAACAGAAUUUGUUCCUAAACAACUGGAAAAAAAUACAACAAAAGGAUUUAGAUGGCUAGAAAUUACCUCCCCUUUAUUAUAAAUACUUUUUCUUUAGUGCAAUGUAGUCAUUGUGAGAAGUGAUUGGUCAGGUAUGAAAAAUGUACUAAAAUAUGAUGGAAUGAAAUUCUACUUCAACUCUAGAAACAGAAAAAUUAAACGUUGGAGAGAUUCUCUGAUGAUCAUAUUAUAGGUAUGCAGUUAAAAGAUUUCUUGCAGUGUCAAGUGCUUCCAGGAUGAUCCUAGUCUUUUUAUGCAGUCUGUAGUUUCAGUGAUACUGAGCAUUUUCUAAUAUGGGGAAGAAUGCCUUUUGUUUGAAAUCAUUCAUUAGGAUAUGUUUACCAUACCUUUUUCUCUAGUGAAUUAUGCUUGUAUGGACAGGAACAAAGGAAAAUAACUCCUUUUUCAUUUCAUGUGUUGUCUGAAAAAGAGAGAUAUAUCCUGGAUUCUAUGGUGUGUUCCUGAUCUCCUGAAGGGCAACAUUGUAAGAAUGCUUUGAACAUGAUUUUGAUCACAGGCAGGCUGAAAAUUAUUUUGUUGUUGUUGUUUGUUUGGGGUUUUUUUUUUUAAAGCAAAAGAGCCCAGAAUUAGUUAACAGUGGUGUUACAUUCCCAUGCUGUUCUCAUUCAAUAAAGAGCUGAACUGCCCAGAUUGCUGCAUGUGAGCCCAAUAUGUGCUCUACAUCUUUCUUUUUCUCCCCAGCCACCACUCGUUUCCUAAGUCCCUGAAAUGUUUCCUUUAGCUGGCGAUGCCUUCGGUGCUCUGGGGGAGGUGGUGUGGGAUGGAGAUGCCAGUGAUCUCCUUGUGCAGCCUAGAAAGCUUCAGGUUCACUCUUCCAGAAACCUGGUGAUGGAGUAUUCUAGGUUUGGGAUUUUUUUAUUAUUAUUUUAGGGAUGUUUGCUAUAUGAUUUCCAGUAAAAAUAAACUUCCUACCAAAACUUUUGUUUUAUACUUUUUAGCAGCUAAAUUCAAUGCUCAGUAUGAAACAACAACAGGCAGUCAUGUCGAUUGCAAUGUUGCCUCAUAGUCAAGUUUGGUGUCUGAGCACUUCUGUUGUUCUACAGCUCUUGCACCUAAAUUGCUCAGUUCUGAUGUUUCCUUAUCCAGUGAGGAAUAUCCAAUACUGUAUAUAUUAAUUUAUAAACUGUUGAAGUGUUCCUGACAUUCUUCUAAACUUACAGUUUAUGCACCAUUAUAUUGUAUUGAUUUUUCUGGAUCUGUAUGCUAAUGUUUACAUAAUUUUGUAGGAAUACAAUUAAAAAAUUCUGACUGAA
This is a messenger RNA of Passer domesticus (house sparrow), 6411 nucleotides long. It is a transcript of the gene PARG, whose product is annotated as poly(ADP-ribose) glycohydrolase. Gene Ontology annotation, molecular function: poly(ADP-ribose) glycohydrolase activity. The transcript is spliced from 20 exons. NCBI's taxonomy places the organism in Eukaryota, Metazoa, Chordata, Aves, Passeriformes, Passeridae. The record is from RefSeq and is a predicted model, not a curated record. The coding region runs from base 215 to 3163 and encodes 982 amino acids. Gene Ontology annotation, cellular component: nucleus; cytoplasm. Gene Ontology annotation, biological process: ATP generation from poly-ADP-D-ribose; carbohydrate metabolic process; regulation of DNA repair.